UGAGCGUAAACAGUGGUAAGACGCGACGACAUACGAGGAACGAGCAAGCAGGUAUCUGUUAAACGGAGCUAUCCUUACGGUGUCACGCUUUCUGAUUCGGUUUAGUUUGAAGUGCCUGACUCUUGGGAUUGUAAGGGGUGUUUGAUCGGCUGGUGAAGCCAAAUCCUAAGGCGUUUGUUAAGGGGUAUACCUAACACUAAGAUAGCGUGACUGGAGUGUGACGUGACCCAUUUUGUGAGUUGGACGUGACUGGGUGUGACAGCGGAGGUUGAUUUCUGGCAGAAAGAUGGGAGAGGGCGGCACCAACUGUAUUUUUCUGUUGAUUGGGGCUGGUGUAGGCAUUGUCGUCCUUCUGGUCGUCAUCUUGGUGCCGAUGAGUUUCUCCGAUCUGGAGUACUAUGAAAUUGCCUUUAAAAGAAGGAAGAGUACUGGAGCGGUUGACACAUCACGGGUAUACUCAGGUGGAAAGUACUUCAUAGGACCAGACUUUGAGUUCAAGAAAUACACAGCGUCAGCUCACUAUGUCUUCCUGAAUGAUGUUGCUGUCUUCACGUCGGACAAACUGGAGGUGCUUUUAGACGUGUCAUUCCAGUACUUCCUGCGUCCCGAAGACCUGAAGCAGCUCCACAGCCAGUACGACAUCUCCUACGAAGCUGUCAUGCGCACCAGUGCUGUGGAUGCUCUCAAGGGAGAGGCACCAACUUUCACAACCCGACAGUAUGUAUCGGACCGUGCAGCUUUGGAGGCGGCCAUGUUUAAAGGUGUGAGAGAGAGGCUGGGAGGCAAAUGCUGUGCUAAGAACUGUAAAAGUUUCAAGUUUGCGUGUCCACCAGGAUGCAAAGAAGUGAGGCUGUGCACAACGGCAGACAAGGGGCUGUUUGUUGAUGUCAAGUACUUCCAGUUGGGGCAGGUGCAGAUACCCAGUGAUGUGAAGGACCGAUUCCUCCGUGCUCUCACUCUCCAGGAAGAUGCUCUCCGUGAACAGCUGCUGCAGGAUGCCCAGAUUGUCCGAAAACAGACGGAUGUGGAGGUUCGCCAGAUCAAGAAUGACGGCAAGGAAAUCAGCGCCAAUGCAACAGCGCAGUCAACAACUAUUGCCACGCUGGCUAGUGCCAACUACACGCUUGCAGUGGAGAGUGCCAGGAGUCAAGGACUGAAGAAGCUGUACACUAAGCUCGGCAUCAACGAGCAGAAGUUCAAAAACAGCUUCGACUAUCUCCGCACACUGCGUGGAAUGGACCAUGUGCACUUCACAGUGGACUUCCAGCAAAGGAUUGUUGGAAAUAUGGGAAGCACUUGAAUAUGAGUUUACCAUCAGCGAAAGAAUUGUUCUAAUGAUGUAAAGUUUCUGAUGAUCAGCACCCUCUCAGGGCGUGGACUGGAGGAUAAAGGUAGAUUAUUUAUACCCCGCUGAAGGAUGGUUUGUAUUGUAUAAUCUAUCUUUUUCAUCCACCAUCUCACACUAACAUUCCGGCUGUAUUCAGGGUAAUGUGACUCAACUAAUGAAGUCUGUCUGGUUCCACAGGCUGGUAACUUACACAACAUUCUGUGGACCUUGCAGAUAUCUCUUUGGUUCCAGGGGUGGUGUAAUUUACCAAA
Molecule: messenger RNA, 1599 nt
Organism: Haliotis rubra (blacklip abalone)
Lineage: Eukaryota; Metazoa; Mollusca; Gastropoda; Lepetellida; Haliotidae
Exons: 8
Coding region: 287-1300 (337 amino acids)
Source: RefSeq, a predicted model, not a curated record